AUCUGGGGAGGGGCUUCCGUCAGAGGAGGAGGCUCGAGAAGCUGAAACCCAAGUGUUCUGGUGCCCCAGCUAGAUCCCUGGAAAUUGCCCCGGAGUCUCCCCCGUUUCAGCUAGUCAGCAGCAGUCCUGAGGACCCGCUCUCUAGUGACUUCUUCUGACUUGAGCCUACGGUGUGCUUUGAGAAAUCUGCCACCAGAUUAUCUUGGCUUGGUCUCCAGGAACCACCCACUAGUGACUGUCAAAAAAUGGCAUGAGAAAAAUCCAGUGGAAUCUACAAAACACUAGAACUAAUAGUUGCAGGGCCACGGAGCUGCUGGUGAUAAAAUCUGUCGUGAUCCUGUGGAAGGCUGUGCAAUCCGAGGCGCUGUCUGACUGCAUAUUCUGAAUUCUCGCUGCCAGGAUGGGGAAACAGAACAGCAAGCUUCGCCCAGAGGUCAUGCAGGAUUUGCUGGAAAGCACAGACUUUACAGAGCACGAGAUCCAGGAAUGGUAUAAAGGCUUCUUGAGAGACUGCCCCAGUGGACACUUGUCAAUGGAAGAGUUUAAGAAAAUUUACGGGAACUUUUUCCCUUAUGGGGAUGCUUCCAAAUUUGCAGAGCAUGUCUUCCGCACCUUUGAUGCCAAUGGAGAUGGGACGAUAGACUUUAGAGAAUUCAUCAUAGCCCUGAGUGUGACCUCGAGGGGGAAGCUGGAACAGAAGCUGAAAUGGGCCUUCAGCAUGUAUGACCUGGACGGAAAUGGCUACAUCAGCAAGGCAGAAAUGCUAGAGAUUGUGCAGGCGAUCUAUAAGAUGGUUUCCUCCGUAAUGAAAAUGCCUGAAGACGAGUCAACCCCAGAGAAAAGGACAGAAAAGAUCUUCCGCCAGAUGGACACCAACAGAGAUGGAAAACUGUCCCUGGAGGAAUUCAUCCGAGGGGCCAAGAGCGACCCGUCCAUAGUGCGCCUCCUGCAGUGUGACCCCAGCAGUGCCGGCCAGUUCUGAGCCCCGCACCCUACGGAUCGUAGAGCUGCUUGUGUUCCCUUUCAACAAGUUUGUCUUUUUUU
Molecule: messenger RNA, 1044 nt
Organism: Acinonyx jubatus (cheetah)
Lineage: Eukaryota; Metazoa; Chordata; Mammalia; Carnivora; Felidae
Gene: NCALD
Product: neurocalcin delta
Exons: 8
Coding region: 401-982 (193 amino acids)
Biological process (GO): calcium-mediated signaling
Cellular component (GO): cytosol
Molecular function (GO): calcium ion binding; actin binding; tubulin binding
Source: RefSeq, a predicted model, not a curated record